AUGGGAAGACCAAAAAAUUCGAAGAAUAAGGUCAAGACUAAGACUUCAUCGUGGUCUUCCAAAAAACCUGAUAAGCAACAAGUUAAGGCUAAACCAAGUGAAAGGACAGAUGAAAAUUUUAGUGGCGAUAAUACUGAACAGUACAGUGGCUUUCCUGAACCCCACCGAUCGAACAAUGGGGGAAAUGGGGGUGUGGUUAAGAAAAGAAAAGUUGCACCAAGAUCGGGGUUACAGUUCAAAGUUGGCCCAUCAUUUGAAAACACAACGUUAUAUAGACCCAUAUUUAUAACUUCUACUAAUGAAAAUGUCUUCCCUUUUGUUAACGCCAGAAUCGAUAGAGGAUUUGAGAAUCAUGGUGGGGAAUGGAUCGGGUACAAGCGCAACUAUUUCACAUUAGUUAGCUGCUUUGAAUUCGAGGGAAUUAACCCUGAAACUUUCUUCAAUGAAAAGUUUCAUAUUAUUAACGAUCUUGGAGAGCUUGAAAAUAUCAGUUGUUUUGCUCUAAGAUUGGUUUCACGAUGUUCAGAGGAUGAAUCUGUUGUGAACCUCAUUCAGCACACAGCUAAGCGGGACAGGGGUCCACAAUACCUGCCUCCCGUUUUCCCAGCCAUUUCAGGAUAUCUACCAUCUCAUUCAAUUAUCAAGCAGGCUUCCAAUAUUCGUAAUGGGGACAAAAUUGAUCAAUACAAUCGGAUGUUCUAUCUCGAUAAUGCUACUCUACAAAAGUGCAUGGAUACAUCAAUUUUAAGUACAUACCCAGAGGGUAGAAUAGCCACUGUUGCAAGAUACGAACGUAUUCAAUUUUCUACAUCAAUAAACUAUCGAAAAUCUUCCAUGGUUAAUAGACACUUCAUUUUAAAAGUCGAGUUAUUGGGACUACUAGAUGAUGGUAAAUACGCAGUUUUAGCUAGUACAGAAACCCAACCACUAGUUGUAAGAGGCCGGUCCCCAUCAAAUUAUCAAAUGGCAAGAAGAAACUUGAAGGCGUUAAAUUCUAAUAAUCAAAGAGAACACGCCAGUGGUUCAAAUUCAAGCUCAUCAUCCAACGCAGACGAGUUGUCACUAGACGACAAAUCCAAAAAUAAGUCUAACAGAGAAAUAUCACUGAUAAAAACUAAAUACAAUCUUUUGGAGUUGCAGAAACCGUCCAAGAGAGGAAGAAAGAAAAAAGAGAAGCUUAAAGCAGAUAAUAUUGAAAAAUUACGUGCAUUAAGAACGUAUCAAAACCAAGGCGUAAAACAAGAAUUGUAUAAUUGGGAAGAUGAAUUUAUCGAUGACGAUCUAUUUCCUCCCAUCAUUCAAGCCAAACAAGAAUCUUUCGAUUCGAUAUUCGAUCUGUUCCCUUACCAGACAGAAUUCAAUUUGAACCUUGAGUCUGCCAAGACGCCCAAGAAGCCUAAAAAGUCAAAAUCUAAGAAAGCAAAAUCUUACGAAAAGGAAAUAGAAGUGCACCGAACUGGAAUGCCUAUGUCAGCAUGUAGAUCCCAAGGUACAGACAACUCAAGCUUCAAUCAAGUAGAGGAUGAUAGUUUUGUUGAAUUUCAAAAAGAAUUGUCUAUACUUCAAAAGGAAUUAAAAGUUGAAAAACCAGUUAGAAUACAUUGUUAG
This is a messenger RNA of Debaryomyces hansenii CBS767, 1608 nucleotides long. RefSeq lists its product as uncharacterized. The transcript has a single exon. The record is from RefSeq and is a predicted model, not a curated record. Gene Ontology annotation, biological process: positive regulation of transcription by RNA polymerase II; meiotic cell cycle. Gene Ontology annotation, cellular component: nuclear chromosome. Gene Ontology annotation, molecular function: DNA-binding transcription factor activity; DNA binding. NCBI's taxonomy places the organism in Eukaryota, Fungi, Ascomycota, Pichiomycetes, Serinales, Debaryomycetaceae. The coding region runs from base 1 to 1608 and encodes 535 amino acids.